Molecule: messenger RNA, 378 nt
Organism: Drosophila bipectinata
Lineage: Eukaryota; Metazoa; Arthropoda; Insecta; Diptera; Drosophilidae
Product: COX assembly mitochondrial protein 2 homolog
Cellular component (GO): mitochondrion
Source: RefSeq, a predicted model, not a curated record
ACAUUAACGUUUAGUAUUUUGUCAGUAUUAAACAUUAACAGCUGAUUCCUACCGGCGUUCGGCUAUCGUUAUCGUUAUCGCAUUACCUAAUAUAUCAAGCUGAAAUCGGGGCCGGAAUAAAACUUGGAUCAGCUGAAAAUGCAUACGGAUCUCUCGGCCCAUCUGCACACCCCCGCUUGCAAUAAAUUAAUUGAAGAACUUCAGGCCUGCCAUCAGAAUCACGCUUUUGCCAAGUUUGUUGGCGUUUGCAACAGCAUAGACGACAAGGUGGUCAAGUGCCUGAAGGGAGAACGCAUUGCUAGAUCGGCGGCCAAUAGAGCUAAAGCUCGUGAGCGCCAGCAGCAGUAUAAGGAAAAACUUUCCCAGGAGAACCAGUAA